AUGCUUCAGCGUACGUUCCUGCGGCGCAUGUGGCUGGGCGGCACCAUGUCCACCGCCGCGCUUGGCCACGACGUGCGCCCCGCGUCAGGAAAGUAUAUCAACGUCGUGCCGCCCACCGACAUUCCGACAGGAAUCGCGGCGGGGUCGCUGCCGCCAGAGGCGAACGUGGCUGCUGUGCUGCCGGUGCCGCACACGUACCUUAGCAAGUGGAACCGGGCAUUGCGGAGUGACAUUUAUGAUGAGUUGCUGAAGCUUCCACUGCGUUUUAAGCUGCACGACUUUUCGAAACUGUGCCCUCCUCCACCUCCUCCUCCUCCUCCUCAGCAGCAGCAGCAGCAGCAGCAGCACCAGCAAGACCAGCUGCCGCCAGUAGGGGUGAUUGGUAGGGACUCUGUGGUGGGAUACCUCCCGCCACUCGGUCCGGCGGACCCGCUCGACACGAUUCCCUUCUUUGUGCAUCGCAACAGCAACGGUUCGCUGCCAGGGAAGUUGUACUCGAUGAACGCGCGCAAUCUGAUGCCGGCCUUCUAUUUGCGUAUCCAGCAGGUGGAGGGUGAUCUCUUCCGCUUCGAAGAGGAGCUGUUGAAGAUUUUUCCGACAAAGAAGAUAUUUGUGCGCAGUCACUCCAUCUACGUGUACAACGUGGGAAUCGACGGAAAGAUGAUCCUGCACCACUGGCUUCUCGGCUUGGGUUUUUGA
Molecule: messenger RNA, 699 nt
Organism: Trypanosoma grayi
Lineage: Eukaryota; Euglenozoa; Kinetoplastea; Trypanosomatida; Trypanosomatidae
Exons: 1
Coding region: 1-699 (232 amino acids)
Source: RefSeq, a predicted model, not a curated record